Messenger RNA from Trichoderma virens Gv29-8, 2272 nucleotides. RefSeq lists its product as uncharacterized. The coding region runs from base 627 to 2048 and encodes 473 amino acids. The transcript is spliced from 2 exons. NCBI's taxonomy places the organism in Eukaryota, Fungi, Ascomycota, Sordariomycetes, Hypocreales, Hypocreaceae. The record is from RefSeq and is a predicted model, not a curated record.
UCUUUAUCCUCUUCACCCUCUGCCUCUCCCGCUUUAUCUUCAUCUUCUUUGUCCGCUUUGGGCUUCUGUCGUCCGGCGAAUUUCCAUUUCAUCCCCAAUCUGCCUAUUUAUUUCUCCCCAAUCGCCCGCCAGCUGGUCCUGGGUGCCCUGCCUGCUGCCAGUUUGCCUGACCCGCGGGUUUCCCUCAUCAUUGAAUCACCGUCAAUUGUUUCCCAUUUCUCGCCCGCCACCUGUCCAGCAGCUCGCUCCGGGAGCCGGCAUCUCUUUUAUUCACUGCGCCGGACCGGAGGGUUGAAGUAAAGCUGGCGUUAAGUCGCACAAGGCUGGCUGCUUGUGCCAUAAUUCCCCCCCUCCAUCCCUCCAAUUUUCACUUCAACUUCACUCCUCACAAGGCUUUUCCCUUUCUUCUUUUGCCAUUGUUUCAUUGUGUGUCUUUGUGCCAGCUAUCAAUCAUCAAGAGGACUAUUCCCAUUCCGGCAUAUCAGCAGCUUCGUACUACAGUCGACUUGUGUGUCAGGUGCUUUUCCAUUGUUGAGAUUUGAUUUGAGAAAAUUGUUGCCGCACUACGUAUCUUCGGUUGAACGCCUUCUCCCGUAUCGUCAUUUCAUCAUUUCCAUCGCAGCAAGAUGAGUGGACAGCUCGUAUUUCCGUGGGAAUGCCGCGAUAAAGAGGACCAGGCAUGGGCUGCCUACAAUAAUCCCCUCCGCCGGACCAACCAGAUUCUCGUCGAGGAGAAUAUGAGACUCAAGCGAAUCCUUCGUGAAAACGGAAUCUCUUGGUCGCCUUUGGCGCAGAGUCAUAUGAAUCAAAAUGACCCCACGCGGCGCAAGACCCGGUCUUCCGUUGCCGCCGGCCCCGGUGACUCGGCCUCGCCAUUCUUACCAACGGAAGUCCUCUUGCGGAUUCUCAAGUUUGCCAUGAAGAGCAAAUAUCCAAUCAUUGACCCGCUCAGUCCUGCCACGGUUGAAAACCUUACGGAAGAAGAGAAGAAGAGAGGCAACCAGAUAGCCAUCCACUUCCUGGCUACGUGCAAAGCAAUGCACGCCGAAGGCACUCGAUUCCUCUGGGAGUCCAACCACUUUGUCUUCACCACCCCUCAAGCUCUGCGUAACUUCAGCGAGCUCAGCUUCCACUUUCGGCAUAAAAUCUUGCAUGUCAACCUUCGUGUCAUUGCCCGUUACUACGAUGACCAGCGUCGCAGGCACAAGCUGGAAAAGUACUAUCAUCCAGACCUGAAGAAGGACCAACCCCUCAAGAUUCACAUGCGCCCAAAGGAGUCGCCUCUUGUUCGCGGCGGCUUUCGCUGCUACACCUGGAACCAAGUCAUAGAUUUCCUCCUGGCUCUUCGUGCGCCGUUUGACCCGGCUUACAAGGACAAGAAGAAUCCAAGACCAAGACUUCUUCCGUCUCUGUCAUCUCUGCGACUGGAUUUGGUCAACUUUUCAGAUUCCUUGCUGCCAUUUUCCGGAUCCGAGCUUCACGAAGUGGCCUCUCACGAGCUGGGAUGUACCUUGAAUGAACUUCAGGUGACAGGGAUGCCUUUUGACGACGUUGGUAUGAAGGCCUCUGCCGAACUGAGUGGUCUGGUGAAGGAUGAAGGCCUCUAUCUUGAUGCAUCUGCUGCCUUCAUCGCCCACCCUAAAGGUUUGCAGAGCCUCUCGGGAGACAACUGGUGCGCUCGUGUGAUCAGGGCAUACAAGGACCUCAAGGACGAAAUGGAAGAAGAAGGCCUUGGACUCGGUGAAGACGACGAUGAAGAACAAUUCCACCUGCACUCGUUUGAAGGCUACCACAAGGUGGGCGCUCUACCCGCUGCUCCCUCCGAGGAAGGCCAUCCUCCAUCAACUCGCGACGAGAAGAGAGUCAUCUGGAAGAAGGUUCCCGUCACCCGCGAAUCGGACAAGCGCAUGUGGAUCCAAUUCUCCCGACUCAACGGAUAUGAGAUUGAAGAUUCGGUCUGGGAUAGUGACGACGAUAGGAUCUGUCCAUGCUGCGGCGACUCUCACCCCGGCUCAUCCAUGAUAGAGUUCAUGAGCGACUAUGAGUGAACAGGUCGUUCUGUUUUUGUUUGUGCAGUGCCCACGUUAAGAUUUGAGAUAAUGAAAGAAUUUACCGCGGCAGAGAGAUGUUGCGCAGUAUUAUGUGCUUAGAUACCCCCACGGUUGGUGGCAAAAAAGGGAGCUCUGUACUUGAUGGAAGCAAAAUACAAGUGGGUUUAAACAGGUACCAGUCUGAGAUUUGAGAAGCUAUGCAAUUAAUUCCAUGUUGUCAC